CAAGUUCAGUUAAAUAUUCAUUUCCUCACAUCUCACCGCAAACUAGAGGAGACUUUUUAACCCCUCCCCCUCCCUGUCCCCCUCCACCUGGAUCUCUGUCGUCGCUAACGGGAAGUGAGUGGACGUGCGCCUGGCUGGUAGAAAUGCUGCCUCCUCCGCCCUGCAGCGCCGUCUGCUUUCCCUUCCGUGCCCUUUGGCUAUGCAAGUUUCGCGGCUGAUCUGAAAGCGCAGUGACGCUGUAAUGCUGCGGCAGCAGCCCCUGUACGAGCUGUCUGGCUACCGGCAGCCGCCCUCCGCCUUGCUCUCCAAGCAAGUGCAUGACAGCAGGUCCCAGUUCGCCCCUCCUGAGCCGCUCCAGCAGGGAUCAGCAGCAGGUACUAAGCGCGGCGGCGGCGGCGGCGGCGGAAGCAAAGGCGACCCCAAGAGCGAGCAACAGCAGCUGCGGCGGAAGAUCAACAGCCGGGAGAGGAAGCGCAUGCAAGACCUCAACCUGGCCAUGGACGCCCUGCGGGAAGUGAUCCUGCCCUACUCGGCGGCCCACUGCCAAAGCUCCCCGGGCAGGAAACUCUCCAAGAUCGCCACUCUGCUCUUAGCCAGGAACUACAUCCUCUUGCUGGGCAGUUCUUUGCAAGAGCUCCGGCGCAUCAUAGGGGAGAUGAGCGGCUCCGGGCCCAGGCUGCUGCUGGCCGGCUUGCCCCUCUUCGCCGCCGCCGCCGCCCCGGGUCCGGUGCUCCUGACGCCGGGGACCUUGGCCCACCAUCACCAUCACCACCUGGACAACCUGCGGCCGGCCGGCAAAUACCUCUCCGUGUCCCUGGAGGAGCAGCAGUGUGGACAAGUCCACCUGCCCGGCGGGGCCAGCCUGUGCACCUGCGCCGUUUGCAAAUUCUCCCACUGCCUCCCCUCCGGCCUCAGUGUUGCUGCCGUGCAGGCGCAGUUCUCCAAGUGAUCGCCCCUGACCCGGGAGGGUCGAGGCCAGGAGGGAGGGGCGGGGAGAAGAAGAGAGGGAUCGCGCCACGUGUGCCGCACUGGCACGUGUGAACACCGGCCGCUCGGAAAAGGGAUGGCGGUGACAGGUUCCGCGACCAGAUUGUCGACUCUCAGGACUUCUGGAAAGAAGCUUGUCAUGCAGUUUCUUCCGGACCAGAUUUGAAAAUCAACAAGGGGGACGGAGGGAGACUUUCCUAGAGAAAACGUGAAUGAAAUGAAGCCGAUGCCAUUAAAAGUCCGCCUCCAAAUAUAUGGGCAUAACAUCAACCAAAGUCGAAUGCUAGGGUGGGUGUGCACACUUACCGGGAAGCAAGCCCCCAUCAAACGCAGUUGGAUCUUACACUCUUGUAUAAGAUCAGCCUGAGAGGCCACAGUGGUUUAGUGCUAAGUUUUUACAUUAAAUCAGUGGGACUUGGAAUGAGUUUAACUUUAGUAUUACCCCAUCACUUCACCGAAAUGCUGCUGCCACUUUCUUUAUACCCCUGUCUUCCGUUGCUGUUUAUGAUGUCCUGGGCAUCAAGUGACUCCCAAGGUUAUGUAGUUUAAAAUAUAUAUAUAUUGUAUAAUUUUUAAUCGCAAGUGAUGUUGAACUCUUGAGAAAUAUUGCAACUGUGCCUAUAAAGAGCUGUGUAGAUCAAUUCUACUUAUUUAGAAAUAAGUCCCACUAAUUUUAAUGGGACAUUCUUCCAAGUAAAUACCCCUAGAGUUGUAACUUCACUUUACUAAAAGAAGGUGGUGAAUUAGUAGUUUAACCCCAAGCAUGGACUCAGUGAACUCUCCAGUGAUGGACUUUCCAGAUACUUUUUCCUAAAGACUCAAAAUACUAAAAUAAAUGCUCCCAGUUUCAUUUGAAAUCUUCUGCGGAAAUUGUGUUACUACUGUUUUUAAGAUUUGAUCUAUUCUUUUUUUGUCUUGGAUGGAAGAAAAGUUUCAGAAAGCCACAGAAUUCAAAAGCAGAAUAUUACCAUAUGUCAUUAUUGAGAGGUGUUAUAGCUUCCUUACCACUGGGGACAAAAUAUUCUGGAAACCUUCUGAAUGUUUGAGUCUACAAUUGUUCCUGUGUAUGCUUAAGAAGGGAUGUAACAGGCAGCCUGUUAAGAUUUUUUUUUCCCCAGGGAAAAAACCAUUUAAGUUCUGUGGACAAAUGAAGCUGUAUAGUUGUGAAACAAUGUUCUAACGUUAUAAAUGCGCUGACAUUAUCUGAAAAAGUCCACUUUGUUUAUUCGAGAGAGAGAGAGAGAGAGAGAGAGAGAGAGAGAGAGAGAGAGAGAGAGAGGGGUUAGGCUUUACAGUUACAAAAACAAUGAGCCCCUUGGCAUCUUGAUAACCCCCACCCUUUUUUUGAAUAAACUUUCAUUGACGAGGGCCUGCUGCCAAAUGCAGAACACAUUGGUUACUUUUCAAAAUGCCACUAGACCUUUUUUCUUUUUUGCAGUUUUUCUUUUCAGUUUUUCAAUAAUUGUUUGAUUUUGAAAAGGAACCUACAAUUUGCACUUAUACAAUUAUAAUCAACACAAAUAAAUACUAAAAUAUUUACAUUUCUCUGCUCAUUUUAGCCAGUGACCAAAUAAUUAAUAUAUUGGUAACUAACAUAUUGGCAAUGUUGUUUUCUAAUAACUGAAGGGAUUAUACUAAUAACACUGGGAAAAUACUCUGAUUCUUAGAGCAGAACAAUCAUUGGCUUUAUACUGACAUUAAAGUCACCCCAGUCCCACAACACAAUUACCUUGAUCGAGUGGUGUUGUCUAAAUAGACUAAUCUGGAGUAAAAAUA
Sphaerodactylus townsendi is the source of this 2763-nucleotide messenger RNA. RefSeq names its product oligodendrocyte transcription factor 1 (gene OLIG1). The coding region runs from base 242 to 949 and encodes 235 amino acids. The record is from RefSeq and is a predicted model, not a curated record. Gene Ontology annotation, molecular function: protein dimerization activity. The transcript has a single exon. NCBI's taxonomy places the organism in Eukaryota, Metazoa, Chordata, Lepidosauria, Squamata, Sphaerodactylidae.